CUAUUCAAUUCAAUGUCAUUAUUGUCAUUAAGGAGAAAGAAGUGAGGUUAUAAAUUUCGCAAUCGCUCCCGAGAUGUUAUGUAGCAAAUUUAAACAAAUUGUAUUGCCCCAAUCAGCUUUAAACAACAACGUACAGUUUCGCUACUUAAUAACGUCCCGAUAUAUAUUUAAGAGAUGUAUAUGGUACGAAAGCUUUUUGGGUAAUGCGUCUAAAAAGGAUAUUGGGAGGAUGUCUGGUUUUAGGUUUAUAUUAAGAGAUUUUCGAGUGUGGAGUGCUUGGACACGGGUUAACUUAGUGAGUACGGUGGUGAAGAGAUGCAGAAGGGAUCGCAGUGUCAGGGAAGUGAUUAAUUGCUUCAAGCAGACGUUCUUGCGUCCAAAACGAACGCUCCUUUUGUCCGCUACUGCGGCAUACAAGGCUCGAGACGGAGAUGAAGACGAAGAAGCGCCCGUUAGCUGUGACAAAAAUAUUACCGAUGAAGAACUACAGGCUUUACUAUCAGAACUGGAAGGAGUUGAAACAUUAUCGAGGAACACGUUAUUUUGUACCGGUUGUGGCAAGAGACUGGUGAUCGAGAAGAAGCAGCCAGGAAUACCAUAUUGCUCGUGUAAAGUAGCAGAACUGCCAUCGGAGCCGUCAGACGGAUGGGUGCCCUACAUGGAGGCUGAGGAUGUCAUCAUAUGGCGGAAGGAGUACAAACCUGGGCUGGGCUUGUAUGCUUACAAAGUAUACGGGAGGUAUCCAGACGUGAGGGCAUCAGACUUCGCGGCCGUCCAAGUAGACGGGGCUUAUAGAACUGUAUGGGACGCCGCCGUGGCCGCUCUAGCGGUCGUAGAAAGACGCGCCAAUGGUCUGCCCGACCAGGCGGUGCUGCAUUGGGAAGUUCUGUGGCCGAGGCUAUUUGCAAACAGAGACUACGUAUACAUAAGACGACACAAAGAAUUUGAUGUAGCCACCAAAAAUUUACCUCACAAAGAUGGUCUCUUUCGCGCUACGGUCUGCGAAGCCCGAACCGACCCGAUCUAUGCCGAACGGCCGAGCGUCCAUUCUAAAGCUAAGAGAAAAGCUAUGGAGGCCUACGAAAGGGACCGAGAAGGUUCUACAUCAGAUAAUAAGGUCUAUGUCAUCAUGUCGAGGUCCUGUGAACAUCCGAAGGUCCCGGAGACGAAACAUGCUAUUAGGGUCUCGGAGUACUGGAGUCAUAUGGUCGUGAAGACUCUUAAUGGACAUGAUAAGCUGGGCAUGGAAUUCGUCCUCACGUACUACGACGAGCCGGCGGUCGGCGGUAUGCCUAGCACUGUGGCCGCGUGGGCGACGGGCCGCGCCGCCCCCGCGUAUCUACAGCGAAUGCGAAGAGCCGCCUGCGACUACCGCGCGUGGCGGUUAGCGAGGCAUCAACAGCAGGACCUACCAGAAUUCGUGCCAUUCGCAAGCGAUGCGGAGAAGCCUUGCGAAGAAAGUACGGUAGUCGUUAGCGAACAAGAUAUGGAGUCAUCCCAAACUGGUCCUGACAUGGAACGCGAGAACACUCGCGACCAGGCUACCCAGACCGAGGUCUUCGCGACCUUGCCGCAUCCGCCAGAGGUCAAGGUCACCCAGCUGUCUGCCAAGGUCACUGAGGAGAAAGCCGUCGAGGCUGAAAUUAAAAACAAGAAUGAGACACACUCGGUAACUACGGACACAGACAGCAUCAAAGGCGAUGAAGAGGAACCCAAAAAUGGUGGGUGGUGGCGAUAUUUGUAUCCGUUCUAUUAUUUCGUCUGAAUAUCUAGCUAGGUAACGCAAGACGUUUUUAAAGCGAGCAAAUAAGUUUGCCGCUGUGAAGUUGGCUACAAGUGACUUCAUAGUCCAAAUGUAACCUAAAGCCGGCCUCACUUGUGAACUGAGCUCACGUAAGUAGCUUACAGUAACUUACGAUUGAUUUAAAAAUUUAAACUCCUUCGUAAGUCGUACCAUAAUUAAUAGUCGUACAGUAAUUUCUUAGAACUUCUUACAACUUACGGAAGGAACUUACGUUAUUUUUACGGAAGCAACGGAAGCAACAGCAAGUGUAAAGUCAGAUAAAUUUGCAUUUCUGAAGUUUAGCAUUCAAAUCACUUUUUUGUUCUAGAAAUGAAGGAUUUUCGUGUAUAAUACAAUUACUAUGAAAAUCUAUAUACUUAUAAUAUAGUGUCAAUCUGAUGUUUGGCCAAUGAAAUUACUUAGCUGACAUUAAAUACUUUACACGUAUAUUAUAUUAGAUUAUACGUUAAAUGCAAUUACAUUUACAUUUAAAUAUGAAUUUAAAUUAUCUUAAAAAUAUAAAUGUAUUUUGGAAAAACAAAACAAAGAAUUAUUUUAGAACAUUUUGAUUUUCCUACAAAUAUUUUAACUAAAUUAAAUUAAAACUGCUUGCGUUACCUACAUUUCUUUUCUAUCUGUGGUCGUAUCUGUCAAUCUGUUCUGUUACACUUUUCGUCAAAUAUCUUUGCCGCUCCGAAGUUGGCUACUAGUGACUUCACGUCAGUCAAAAUGUAAGGACAAAACACUACUGUGCAUGCGUAUACAUGGCUAACUUCAGAGGGGUAAAGUUAUUUUACUAGAAUUUUCUACGCAGAAAUAAUUUUGAGACACAAAAUUCUUUAACUUUUUAAUAAUGCUCUUCUUGUGGGCUUAAUAACUCGAUAUCUUGUAUCGAUAAAAUUCAUGGAGGAAGGAAUGAUAGCGGAGAUGCCAUAAGGAAGGUAGGUCAAGUGCCUCCUUGUAGGUCACGGUAGGCGUGAUCAAAAUCAAAAUCAAAAAUCAUUUAUUCAAACUUGGCUGCAAGACAGCACUUUUUGAACGUCAGGAAUUUACAUAAGACAGCCCCCAAAACGCCCACCCUUCACCACUUCCUAUGUGUUAUUUCUGGGAAGAUCAUUUACUAGAACCAACUACGCCUUUGGUAUCCUUGUCAAAUUAAAAUCUGUCAAAGGUUCUUCUUGAUGGAUUUGAGAUUAUACAGGAAUGAAUUUUAUUCAGUGUAAAAACUUUGUCAAAUUAUAGUUUAAUAAGUUUUAAAGAUACGUAUAUUUUUAUUUUGUUGUGUUUUAGUACAAAAAAGAAUAGUUAUUGAUAGCGAAAGAUGUUUAUUUUGUAACCGAUUGUACGGUCACAGUCGUCAUAGUAGGCACGGUGGCAACGCGAAACCGGUUUACUGACGCGAGCGCUGCUCUAAGCAAAGAAAGAAUAGUUAAAAUCCAUAUUUUGCUGAUAUUAGGGCGGAUAAAAAAAUAUUUUGUUUUACUGAUGAUGCAGAUAUGUUCUGUUAAUGAUUCUGGACCACCAGUAUUUUUUUUGCACUGCUUUAAAUUCAUUCCUGUAUGAAUUUUGAAAAUAAUGGGCGGGUCUCAUAAAAGGCGCAUAAGGUCGGAGCUAGUAACGUUCUGUUAUAUUCAUAAUUAGUUCGCGGUUAUUGCAAAUGCAUGCAUUUUUGAUUACUAUAAAAAUACUUGCAACCGCGUGGCGGCUUCAGUCUACCGGUGCCGUCACUUUGUCAAUAUCUUAUUCUGACGAGUUUAAGACAAUCCUUUGCUCUAAUCCUUGUAAAGUUCAAGUUCUUUCAUUAAAGUAGUGUUAGCAGUAUCAGUGGGUUUUUUUUAAAAAGACUGACACCAGCCGCGUCCUAACGUCGUCCCUCGUCCCCCGAACACCAGCAUUUUGGCGCGCUACUUUCUUAAGAGAUAUUGCGUUAUGACAUCUCCGCUAGUCAUUUUGUUCUCCAUGAUAUAAUUCGAUUGCUGCUUGGUUUAACUCUUAACCCAACUGCAGUAAUGCUUUUGUAUCGAUUAACGAUUGGCAAUUUUUAAUCGAUAAAUAUGUCGUCUCGAUUCUAUGACUAUAGAACCUUUGGGAUAAAAAAUUCAUAAGAUAAUAAUAUAUUUAAGAAAAUUAUUACUAUUAGGUUAGGUGUUCAAAAAAUAUAUUUAGAAAUAAAAUAAAUGUAUAUUGGGAUAAUUUUAUGACGUACCUACCUACUAUUUAAUAUUUUAAGAAGAAAAAAUCAUUCGGUCCAUUUAAAGUUAAAAGUGAGUUUCCACCACUGCAAAAUUAUUUCUUUUUUUAUUAGACGAUGUGGUCGAAGCUAAAUUAUACAUUUAGCGAUAAGAUGAGCAUGAAAAAUAUAUAAUAUUUUGUCUUUUCCGAGUCCAAGUCAAUAUAAAUAUUUUGUGAACAAUGGUGGAAAUGUUCCUUUUUGCAGUUAAUAGAAAAUAAUCCGUAAAGAUUUUUAAAUUACUUUUUCUUUUAUAUUCUCGUAAACAAAAUACUAACGUUCAUUUGAGAAAGAGAAUUUUCAAUACGUCACGUCUGUAAGUUUUUUUUUCAUAAUUUUAAAAUGAAAUCACGAUCGUAGUGUGCAAUUGAAAGUAUGGAUAGAUAAGUUAGGCCGCCUUUACACUGGUAAGUUUUGCUCACGUAAGUAACUUACGAUCCCUCAUCAUCAUCAUCAACAUCAAAGUCGUUCCCCCAUAGAUUGGGGACCGUGACCAUCAUUAGUCUCUGUCACCAAUGAGGUUGGGCCGGGAUAAUUUCUUCCAGGUCCUCCUAUCAGCACUAAUAUUAUAAAUGCGAAAGUAACUCUGUCUGUUACGCUUUCACGUCUAAAACACUGAACUGUUUUUAAUAAAAUUUGGUACAGAGAUAGAGUUGACCUUGAGAAACUACAUAGGAUAGUUUUUAUCUCGGACUUUUGAAUAAUUCUCUUGGAAACGCGAUAUAACCCUACGAUAUAUAUAGAUAGAACUCUACGCCCCGAUGAAGCCGCGGGCGGAAUUUAGUAAAUUUAUGAAUGUUAACUCCCGUCGUAAGUUACAACUUGUGGAAGAUCAUCAUCAUUUGCCUAGCCUUUCCCCAACUAUGUUGGGGUCGCCUUCCAGUCUAACCGGAUGCACCUGAGUACCAGUUACCCAGACAACCCAAUACGAAGGGUAUUACUGGUUGUCAGAUUGUCUGACUUUUGAUUGUCCGCAACAUCUGCCAAAUGAGAACUUAACGGAAGUUACUUACGUAAUUUUUACGGAAGCAACUUACUUGUGUAAAGUCGGGGUGAAAUGUAGUUAUAGGCUUGAAAAUAUAGAAAAGUGGACGUAGUAUGGGGUGUAGUAAAAAAAAUCGGCAUAAUAUAAAAAACUUCUUAUAUUUAAAAAAACAAA
Molecule: messenger RNA, 5172 nt
Organism: Helicoverpa zea (corn earworm)
Lineage: Eukaryota; Metazoa; Arthropoda; Insecta; Lepidoptera; Noctuidae
Product: stAR-related lipid transfer protein 7, mitochondrial-like
Exons: 9
Coding region: 74-1765 (563 amino acids)
Molecular function (GO): lipid binding
Source: RefSeq, a predicted model, not a curated record